Messenger RNA from Solea solea (common sole), 1840 nucleotides. RefSeq lists its product as uncharacterized. Gene Ontology annotation, molecular function: NAD+ binding. The coding region runs from base 210 to 1529 and encodes 439 amino acids. The transcript has 8 exons. Lineage: Eukaryota; Metazoa; Chordata; Actinopteri; Pleuronectiformes; Soleidae. The record is from RefSeq and is a predicted model, not a curated record.
AAACAGCAGCAGAGUGACAGCUAUGUCGUGUAAAGCCGUAGGUUCGGUUCGGUUCGGAGUCUGGAUGUAAAAAAACUUCGGCAACAGAGGAGAUUUCUGUUGACUUGACUGCAGCAGCUGCUCGACAACAAAGUGAGUUCAGUGUUGAAGAAGCUCGACGAGUCUGCAGUUUGUCUUCGGCUACAACGUCUGGACUGUCAGGUGUUGGGAUGAACAGAUCCAGGUCCAGGUCACAUAAAAAAGGCCCCCAACCUUCAGUCAACAGAAUAACCCGCAGCUCCGGCUCCCAGACCACAGCAGCCGACCCAGCACAGACUCAGGACUCUGGGCCCGGCCCGUAUGGAAAACAGCGGAAGAAGCAGGGGGACUCAGUUCUGGCCCAAGACCUCAGCAAGAUGAGUGUGAGUGGACAAGAUGCUGUACACACGAGUAAAGGAAAAACGUCCAAAAUCAGCAGUGACUCUGUGCAGGAUGGCGGAUCCUCUGGAUCCAGAUCUACGCCUGCUGUCAAGUCAUCGUCCAGAGGCGGCCUCGCAUCUGUGGCUCGACUGGUGAAGCUCGGACGCUGUAAAAAUGUGGUGGUGGUGGCAGGAGCAGGGAUCAGCACAGCCAGCGGCAUCCCAGACUUCAGAACUCCAGGGACGGGACUUUACGCCAACUUGGAAAAGUACAACAUCCCAUACCCGGAAGCUAUUUUCAACAUCGACUACUUCUCCAACGACCCACAGCCGUUCUUCUCUUUGGCCAAAGCUCUGUAUCCUGGCAGCCAUCAGCCCAACUACAUCCACUAUUUCAUCCGCAUGCUCCAUCACAAAGGCCUGCUGCUCCGAAUGUACACGCAAAACAUUGACGGACUGGAGAAACUCUGUGGUAUCCCAGAAGACAAACUUGUGGAGGCUCAUGGGAGUUUUGCUACAGCCUCCUGUCACUUAUGCUACACUCCGUAUCCUGCUGAAGAGGCGAAGCAUGCAAUAAUGAACGACAAUGUUCCCAUAUGCACAUUUUGUGCUGCUACAGUCAAACCUGACGUCGUGUUUUUCGGCGAGGACCUUCCUCAAAAUUAUUUCCUCCACUCAAAAGACUUCCCCAUAGCAGACCUGCUCAUCAUCAUGGGAACAUCUCUACAGAUUGAGCCUUUCGCCAGCCUGGUGAACACGGUGCGCGCUUCUGUUCCACGUCUCCUCCUGAACCGACACGCCGUGGGUCCGUUUGAGAAAGUGCCGCUUCGCAAAGGUGACCACAUGGAGCUGGGCGACCUGGAGGUUACAGUUCGCAGGUUUGCCGAAAUGCUCGACUGGGACUACGAGAUCACAGAGCUGAUGAGAAGUCUCCAAACUGUGAGCAUCCCGACACUGAUAAACAACACUCCAUCAGUGAGUGGACAGACAUUUUGCCAGGCAGAGCCUCCAGGGAGGAUGGAAACGUCCAGGCCUAGACCAGAAGGUCAGAGAGCAGCCAGCAGUGGCAGCGAGGAGACGGAUUCAGAGACGGACAGCAAGAGCUCUGCGUCCUCCAACCUGAGCCACUGACGCCGCACAAUGAUGCAUGAGACCACACUGAGGCUGUUUCCUCUUCAGUUCACACUAAGACCAAUUUCUCACCAGGUUGUUUUUACCUCUUCAUCUUGGAUGUUUCUUGUUCAUAUGUACAAUAUUAUAAAAGGUCUGCAGCCAUAUUUAAAGCACUUAUUUGGUGGGUGAGGGUCCAUCCACCACACUAGUAAACGACGAUGCUUCUGUAAACACUGUUUUCUUAUACGUCAACAACUUGUUCAUGUUUUAUCUCAGCACAUAACUGUAUUUUAAACAAUAUUUAAUAAAAUGGGUUGUUUUUGGUGUCA